Molecule: messenger RNA, 4350 nt
Organism: Cladocopium goreaui
Lineage: Eukaryota; Dinophyceae; Suessiales; Symbiodiniaceae
Source: the annotation of a GenBank genome assembly
AUGCCGCCUGGCGCCCUCAAUGCAUUAGAGUUACCGCUCAAGAACCUCGAUCUUAGUUCACCCUCCAUCAAGCACUUUGUGGAUCUGAUCACCGAUGUUCCCAAAGCUUCUAUUGACCUGCCAUCCCUACAGGCUGUCUUCAGGGAUCAGGCGUGGCAUGAGCUUCCCGAGGUCCUGAAGCUGAAAGGCCGCCCUACCUUCGAAACAAUCACACAAUACUUCUUACCGCCUCACUCCGACGAUGAUCUCUUGGUUGUCAUCUACAUCCCCAAUGAUAAAGUUCCCGCGGUUACUCUCAAGGACUUUCUUCAUGGCAAUGGCUAUGAAAUUGCUUGGGGGCAGAACAACAAGAAGAUCGUGAGGAAGGCCUUUCAAUGGAUGUUGGAACAGCUCGGCGGUACUCAGUUCCGCAAGUACACUUUGACUUUGACCCUUGAAAAGAAAAGACCCACUUCUUCUGCCACCCCGCCUGAAGAUGAUGGUUGGGACUUCAUCAAGCAACAUGGUGAGCUUGAUAAAAGUGAUCUGAAACAAUUGAAAUGGAUCCAUCACCAUAUCAAUCUCGAAGGUUGUCCUAUCCAUGGCUGGCAAGAGAGAUUAGUACAAAAGGCAUUGGAUUCUUUGGCAAACGAUUCUACUGUAGCUAAGCUAUGCAACCGCUACGACUUGACCUUCGCCGAUGUUGAGCCAGAGAUUCGGGACAUUAUGGAGGAAAUCGUUCCAACCCUUCGAGAUCAUGCCCUCUGGCUUCUGUGUCAAGCAGGAAGAGGCAAAACCCCGCUCGGUCGCAUCAUGGCUAUGAUGUUCUCCAGGUUCCAUGGAGGCAUGGGCAAUUUUAGAACCACAGCCGAUCUUGAUUUCUGCAAAGGGAUUCCAUUUACGAAAUGCUGUCCAGCCUUGUACGAUGACGGUAGCAUUGGUGGAGAAGAAGCAAAGAAGUUGAAAGCAUUCACUGAUGUUGGAGAUGAUGAUGCACUGACAGUCUCCCACGAGGACUUCUUCUCGAUGAUUCGACCUGCCUUAGGCAACAUGUCGCGUACAGAUGCCAUGGCCAUCUUGAAACGCAGUGCCUUCGUGAUCUUUGGCAAGCAACACAUCACCUACCGCCUCCCAUCUGAGCAUACCAUCCAAGCACGUCGCAUUCGCUGGACCAAGGCAGACAUCCUUCUCGAAUCUUCUCGACUCCUCGAAGCCGCCUGGUUGGCUGAAGCUAUGCGUAGAGGUGAUGUCAAGCGUGCAGAAGAGAAACGUCAGCAGGAACGCCAAGUACGGGAAGCAAAAAUGCACAGCAUCCCUUUUGUCAAGAUGGAGGAACAGGAGUACCAAGAUGGCCACGCCUCGCUCGCUCGUGAAACCAAGAAAGAUCCUGUGGACGUGGACACCGAUCGCGCUUCUAUGGGCUGGACGAACUGGGACCUUCAGGUGAACGAGGAGGUCAAAGUGAAGACAGAGCCCCUUGUUUUCCGAUCUUUGCGUCCCACUUCUGGUCAUAUCAUCGAACUGGAUACACCUUCCCCAAAGAAACGCAAAUCAUACUCGUUCGCCUCUACUGCUAUGCCCUCAGAGCCAAACCCAACCAAUGCCAUGCUGGGCCUCCCAGAUGCAGAUGACGAGGAGAAGGACAUCUUGGAGCGUGAACUCGAGAAAGGGGUGGACCGUCUCGAUGAUGACUGGCCUGCAGCGGGCGAAGUUUCCUUUGCCUUGGGCUCAAAAAUGAAAGGUUCACUGGCUUGGAAGAAGGUCGACUAUGUCCGAUCCCCGGAAGCUUUGCCUUCGCUUCGCCUGGAUCGUUGCAAAUGGAAGCGGAUGGUCUUCUACAUUCUUGGGAAGGGUCCACAUGCCCUCACUGUGGCAAAGGGCGGCGACUACGGUACUGCUUCAGUUGGCAAUUUCACGGAUAGCCGCUAUCAGUUGGUUCAGAUGCAGGUUCAUUUUGGGUCAGAGCCACCACGUCCAGAAUAUGGAGUAUUGUCCCCUCAUCAAGUGCGAGAGGUUGCCACACUGAUUCAAGAGUUUGCACCGGAGAUUCUGCGAUCUGCGAGGCGAUCAGACGGCAGCGCCAUACGGAUCGGCAACAGUAGUGGCUUUAAGUCCAGACAAUGGCGUAAGACAAGAAGAGAGAUGGAGAGAGAGGAAGCCAAUGCAGAAGAAGAGGCUCAGACUAAGGAAGCAGACCUGGAUCAACAGCAGCUUCCUCCACGUCCCCGUGGCACGGCCGGCGCGAUGCCGCAGAUGCAAGCAGUGCCAACGGAGAAGCUCCAGGUGAACAAGUCUACUUUGUUUACCACGCUGGAAAAGACAACAGCAACCAGCAGGGUGAUGUACGACACUGAGCUGAAGUUUAUGCCUGAGGAUGCCUACAUCAAGCAUGUGGCAGAAACCUUGCUGACUCGGAAACAGUGGAGCCAGCUGAUCGCUGACAACAAUGACACCGACGAGGUCAUGUUCGACCGCAAAGGCGCAAAUUCAACGCUCCGCAUAGCUGUGCCUGUGGCUGACCGUGUGCAUCUUUCCAACCUGUUCGAUCGGGCAAAGGAGCUGACCUGCCACAGCAAGGUUCGGCCCCGCCGAAGCCCGAUCGAUGCAAAUGCCUUUUCAAGCUUUUCAACUGAGAUUGAUUUGGAAGAUCUCGAGAAGGCCAAUGCAGAGCCAGCCAGUGAAGAAGAGACUGAGACUUGUUUGGAGGGCGCCUGCCUUGCCAAUGGUGACAAUGUGCGUAAGUCCGAGACAGGUGACAAGGCUGAGAAGGGGGUACCAAAGGCGACUGCCAAAAAGAAAGCUACCGCAGCCUCUGGGCGCAAGGGCUGGUUUGAUCGCGACACUGCGAUCGCAAGCAAAGUGCGUGCUGAGACAACAGCUUUGUGUGGCUUGCAGGACAUUGCGUCCCUUCAGAGCCUCAAGGAGCAUCACGCAGCAAAGGAGCUUUCAGUCGCAAGUCCUGGCGAUGGAGAGUGUCGCAUGGAAGAUGCUGCAGGUGCUGGAGGAACUGACGGGCAUCAGCUGAAGCAGGGGCAAGUGUCCAAAGCUCCACCUUGCCAAUCGUACACGGAUCUCUCCACGAUUUCAUCCAUCAAGGGUUCCUUGGAAUCUUACUGGAAGUGUCAGACAGCAGUGGAGUUGCGUGACUUGGCCCGUGACCGUACCUUGCAACGAAGACCCAUCACUGAGCUUCUUGGAGCAGUGAAUGUUGGUGUCAAGGAAUUGAAGAAGGCAUUGACCGCCCUGGAUCAACGCAAUGCCAAAAGAAGCAUGCCAAACGCUCCUACCACUCGCAAGAGACAAAAGGGUGCUGUUUUGCAGCAGUCUGUCUUCGAGCUUGGCUUAGAGAAAGGACGCUGCUUCCAUUGCGUCGAUGCUGCUUCGCUUGCUUCGCAGAGCAAAAGCUUGGACCUCUCAGUGCCUUUGAUUGUCAAGAUGAACAACCUCGCCAGCGCCUUGAAGCAGUCCAUGGAGUCCUUUGAGGGGGCCUUCAACAGGCAUGUCAAAGGCAAUGAGAAGAACAAUCUGACAAAGGCCCCCGAAUCACGAUCCAAGGUGAGGGCCUCUGCUCCCCUUUGCUCCCUGGAUGCGCAUGCGGCAUGGGACAAUCUUUGUGAGACGCUUUUGAUUCCUGACCUGGUUCCAAAGGAGGUGAUUGGAUGUGGUGGCAAGCCAGUGGUCCACAUUGGAGUUCAAGCGGGUUCCAAUACAGCUGCAUCUGAGAAGGGCUGGCAAGCCAGUCUGAGGUUGACAUACACAGGGACCAAGACUGUCCUCGCUUGCUCAGCUACCUCUGCCAUUGCAAUCUUUGGCUCAGUGGACCCGGGGCAGCUUUGUCAGAAGAUGCUGGACAUGACUGCCGAAGAUGUUCUGCGGAUGGUGGCUUUGCCAGACGGUGCCACGCUCUGGGCUGGCACUGUUGGGCCGCAUGAGCUGUUCUACCUCCCUGCGGGCUGGUUGUUCGCAGAAUCGGUUCUUCCAAAGUGCGAUCACAUGGGCAUUUUGUGCCGAGGAAUUGUCGCCAAAGAUGACGCUUGUCUGGAUCAUGUCCACGAGGCUGGCAAGCUUUUCUCUUUGGCCAAGAAGACUGAUGCAGAUCUCGACUCUGUACUGUUGGCAUUGUCAUGUGCUGCUGAAUGCAAGGCCAAGGCGAUGGAAAAUAGCAAAGAAGAUCAAUCAAAAGCACCAGAUGUACCGGUUACCAAUUCUCCUGUGGAAGUGGUGGAGGAGCAGCCAGCACAGGCUGCAGCUCCCACCUUUGAUCUUCAUGAUCUCACACAGGAAAAGGCUGAAGGCAAUGGUGACUCUCGACAUGCGGAUGGUUGGCCUCUCAAUGGAAGUGUUUCGGGUGCGAUUCAGAUCGUUGAUUGA